Molecule: messenger RNA, 1965 nt
Organism: Saprolegnia parasitica CBS 223.65
Lineage: Eukaryota; Oomycota; Saprolegniomycetes; Saprolegniales; Saprolegniaceae
Exons: 3
Coding region: 14-1810 (598 amino acids)
Source: RefSeq, a predicted model, not a curated record
UCUUAUUGCACCGAUGGCCGCAUGGAGCCUCGCGUUCCGCGACCGCGUCGGCGACGUCAUGGACGGUGGGCUCACGGUCGAUCUCUCUAUGAAGGCGCCGCUGCUCGACGAGAUGGCGACGCUUCUCGAGGCCAACCCGCGCUCCGACGGCGACGCCAAGCCGCUGCAAGAGAGCAUGCUCGCGCUCUGGGUCCUUCUUCUCAGCCACGUGGACAAGAUCUCUGUGCUCAAGUACAAGUACAUGUGCUAUCGCUUGCUCGAGGCUCUCGUCCAGCGCGACGAGUUUCUUCUCUUGCACCUCGACUUUGACUUCAACACGAUGGACGUGCGCAAGGACGGUGACCGCGACGCGUGGCGACUUGUGCACCUCUACCGAAAGCUCGUCGGCGACACCUUUGUGCACGCCUCGUCGCUGCUCUUGCGCAACACGCUUUCGGUCGAGCUCCAGCGCUUUUGUGCGCUCGCAGCCACGCGGGCGUUCUUUGUGUUUCCGCUGCUACAAGCGCCGUUCGUCGACAUUUGCAACUGGCGCUACUGUCAACACAAGCCGUUGCGACCGACCGACCUGCACGAGACGCUUCAGUCGCAACGCCGCACCCACCUCGCCAAGUGCGCCGACACGGCGUUCAUGGAUGCCUGCCCCGAUCUCUUUCACUGGGGCUGGCUCGCCAAAGAUACCGACGCGACGUCGCUACUGCCCGACGACAGUCCGUGGCGCCUCGUCCUCGCUUCGGACGGCAGCUUGUUUGUGCUGUUUGUGCAGGCAGUUACUGCGUUCGUGGCCUCCAUGACGCACCGGGCGGGCGUGCAUGCGCCCAACUGGAGCAUGGUGCCGGGGUACCUCGACCUCAUGCAGCUCUUUGCGCUGCUCGUCUAUGAUACGAUCGUGUGGCUCAAUCACGUGCCGUCCGUUGGCGAGCUCACGAGGGCGGCCAUGUUUCCACUGACGUUUUCAUUGGCCGACCAAGUGUUGGAAUGCGCGUCCCGAUCCAUGGCCAACCCACGUAUGGUGCAAGUGCUUUUGCCCACGGUGGUCGUGGGGUUGCAGCAACAUACCUCGUGGCACCCCGCGGGCUUGACGCGGUCGCUCCACGCCAUCUCCCGCUGGAUUGACGUGGCGUCGCAACCCUACAUCCACAGUGCAGGCAGCAACCAGAGCGAGCCUCAUCCGGCGACGGCGCUCCAGAGCCUGUACUUGUACCCGUCGUUUGUGCCGCUCGGCACGAUGAUACCGAUGUUGCUGCAGUGGCUUGCAUCCAAGGACGACUCGGUGGUGCUGCCGGCGCUGCUCUGGAUCGACGCACACCUCCAGCACAUGCCGUCGGAGAGGAAGGAGCAGGUCGUCUCGACCCUCUUGCACCCCAAGUUGUUUUAUAGCCUCUUUCUGCACUGGUCGCCGCAGGUCCGCGCCGUCAUGCACCACCUUUUGACAUACCAGCUCUACCGCCAUAACCGCCGCCACUUGCAGCUCCACUCGGACGUGACAUUGCUCUUCGAGCGAGCAAGUGACGUGGCACCGCGUAGCUUGGCCAAGGUCUCGGAGAGUCCGAAUUUUAUGCUCGAUAUUUCAAGCGCAAGCAAGAUGGAGACGCAUGUGUUUGUCUUGACGUCACCGAUCGUCGGCGUCCCGCCCUUCCCCGAGGCCCUUUGCAUUUUCAUUGACGUCUCGCUCGCCGAGUACACGGCGACGCUGGCGCAGUACUAUACGGCGUGCCAUGCUGCCGAGACGGCCCUCGGUCGACGCCUCUACAGCGACGAAGUCGUUGCGGGACCUGAUGUCCAGCUCCGCUUUGCGCUCUCUUCGGCUUGAAAACAUCCUUUUCACCGUGUCGAAUGCUCGAGUGCGGCCAUAGAUGAUCACCCGAUGGACCGCUCGCCAUGUGGAGUGGCGUGAGGGGUAGAAGCCACAAAGCUAACUGCUACAUAAAGCCCAUUUAGCCUGCUGUCGACUAGCUAGAUGCCAAC